UCCGCUUCUUCAUCUCCCCCCGCUCUGCGCGAUCUCCCAAUACGAAUCUGUUCCUCUUCUUUGGCCUCAAAACGCUAAUCCAAAGUGUUUGCUAUUUGGUGAUCGAGGUCCGGAGGCGCAGGAGGAGUUGUGGGAGGCGGCGGGAAGAUGACGCGGCGAUGCUUCCACUGCAGCCACGAUGGCCACAACUCCCGGACGUGCCCCAACCGCGGGGUGAAGCUCUUCGGCGUGCGGCUCACCGACGGAUCCAUCCGGAAGAGCGCCAGCAUGGGGAACCUCUCCCUUCUCGCUGGAUCCAGCGGCGGCGCGUCGCCCGCCGACGGUCCGGAGCCUGGCGGCGGUGGUGCCUCCGCGGACGGAUACGCGUCGGAGGAUUUCGUCAAGGGGUCUUCCGCGAGCUGCCGCGAGCGGAAGAAGGGUAAUCCGUGGACUGAAGAAGAGCAUAGAAGGUUUUUACUUGGCUUGCAAAAGCUCGGAAAAGGCGACUGGCGAGGCAUAUCUCGUAACUAUGUGGUUUCCAGGACACCUACUCAAGUGGCUAGCCAUGCACAAAAGUAUUUUAUUCGUAAAGCCAACAUGACAAGAAGAAAGAGAAGAUCAAGCCUCUUUGAUAUGGAACCUGAUGAGCCCCUUGAACCUCAACCGUUUCUGAUGAGUUUCCAAGAAUCAGAUGCACAAAAUAACAAGCCUCCUCCAAUACCUCCAACUCUGAAUGAGGAAUACGAAUCAAUGGACUCUAAUGACUCAAUAAUUGAAGCAGUUGUAUCACAACCAGAAGCUUCUCAGUGCAGCUAUCCUGUGAUACUUCCAGCUUAUUUUUCACCAUUUCUACAAUUUUCUUUCCCCAAUUGGUCAGGAAACAGAUCAGAUACCUCAGAGCAGCAGGCACAUGUAAUUAUUAAGCCAACACCAGUGCAUUCAACGACUGCCAUAAAUGUUGAUGAGCUUGUUGGUAUGUCAAAACUGAGUAUAGGAGAGUCUGCUGGAGAAAAAUCAUCUACAUUGGAUUUACUUGGAGGAUCAAAGCGGCAAUCUGCCUUCCAUGCUAAUCCAUCCACAAGGGCUCACACAUGACCCAAGUAUUUGGACAGGGUCAGCAAGUGAAGAUGCUGUGCUGCUGCCAAUGCAACCAUGUCCUCCGAAAGGACUUGUUUCCACCAGAACACAUUUGGAUCUAUGCAUUUCUAACCAUCUUUCUGCUUCUGCUGACCACAAGCCAUUCAUUUUUUGAGUCCAUAAAUAAUGUGCAGCUUCAAGUACUUAAAUAAUUUUCUUCAAUGGGAUAUCCAUCAGUCAGUCGGCUCCAUGGAAGAUCAACAAAAAUAUGUACAAUAUUCUUUUACAACAUGCCAGCAAACUGGAUGGUCUGGAUUGGUGAUCUGUGAUGGAUUUCAUACAUGUACUUGCACCUUUGCAUUAUUUUUUUGUAUGCAUUAUUUGCUGAAGACGGAUAUAACUUGUCUCUAGCAUUAAGGUCCAAAUUUAUUGGCUAGUGACGACUGGUACUGUGUUCUUUUUCGUGCUUAUUUACAUCUGGCGGGACCUUGUAUUCGGACACUUGAGUUAUCAAGAAUCUUGAUCAACAUGUUAUUGGUAUUUAGCCAAAUUCUAUGCCUUA
Musa acuminata AAA Group (dessert banana) is the source of this 1618-nucleotide messenger RNA. RefSeq names its product transcription factor MYBS3-like. NCBI's taxonomy places the organism in Eukaryota, Viridiplantae, Streptophyta, Magnoliopsida, Zingiberales, Musaceae. Bases 148 to 1074 code for a protein of 308 amino acids. The record is from RefSeq and is a predicted model, not a curated record. Gene Ontology annotation, molecular function: zinc ion binding; DNA binding. The transcript has 4 exons. Gene Ontology annotation, biological process: response to ethylene; response to gibberellin.